AUGGCGGGAGAGACGGGGCAAGCUGGCGGUCAUGGCGGGAGAGACGGGGCAAGCUGGCGGUCAUGGCGGGAGAGACGGGGCAAGCUGGCGGUCAUGGCGGGAGAGACGGGGCAAGCUGGCGGUCAUGGCGGGAAACGGGGCAAGCUGGCGGUCAUGGCGGGAGAGACGGGGCAAGCUGGCGGUCAUGGCGGGAAACGGGGCAAGCUGGCGGUCAUGGCGGGAAACGGGGCAAGCUGGCGGUCAUGGCGGGAAACGGGGCAAGCUGGCGGUCAUGGCGGGAAACGGGGCAAGCUGGCGGUCAUGGCGGGAAACGGGGCAAGCUGGCGGUCAUGGCGGGAGACGGGGCAAGCUGGCGGUCAUGGCGGGAAACGGUGCAAGCUGGCGGUCAUGGCGGGAAACGGUGCAAGCUGGCGGUCAUGGCGGGAAACGGGGCAAGCUGGUGGCUGUGACAAGAGAAUGGCUGGGCAAGCUGGCGGCCGUAAUUUAAAGGAGUUGGUGGGGCUAGCUGGCGGCGCUAAAAGGUGUUGA
This is a messenger RNA of Procambarus clarkii (red swamp crayfish), 528 nucleotides long. RefSeq lists its product as uncharacterized. NCBI's taxonomy places the organism in Eukaryota, Metazoa, Arthropoda, Malacostraca, Decapoda, Cambaridae. The record is from RefSeq and is a predicted model, not a curated record.